CCCGCGUUGAUCCGCUGAGGCAACACCGGAGCUGUCGCACGCCUGUGCUCCUUCCGUUUAUCUACCCCAGGUCCGCUCGCCAUCCUCUCUCUUCCUCCAUCAUCUCCCCUCAUCCAUCAUCUCCAUCAUCCAACGCAUCGCCCUCUCCAAUCCCAUCAUCUUAGAGGGUUGUAGAUCGUACGCUUGAUUCUUGCUCUUUUCGGUCGCCGGUAGACCAUCCCAGAACCUCGUUCGCUCUGUCGCUUCGCACGCGCGGAUUCGUCAUCAUGAGAUACGCCCUCACCCUCUCGCUGGUCGCUGCCGCCAGCGCCAGCACCUUCGGCGUUGGCACCAUCCACGACAAGUCCGCUCCCGUCCUCAGCUCCAUCGAGGCCGAGAACAUCCCGGACUCGUACAUCAUCAAGUUCAAGGACCACGUCGAUGAUUCCUCUGCCUCGUCCCACCACAACUGGAUCCUUGACAUCCAUUCUGGCGGCGAGCAGGAGCGCCUCGAGCUCCGAAAGCGUAGCGAGUCCGCUGAUGACUUCGUCCCAUUCUCUGGCGUGAAGCACACCUUCAAGAUUGGUGCAUUCAAGGGCUACGCUGGCCACUUCCACGAGUCCGUCAUCGAGAAGGUCCGGAACCAUCCUGAUAUCGAGUUCAUCGAGCGAGACACCCUCGUUCACACCAUGCUUCCCAUCGAUUCUCAAGACAAGGUCACUGAGGACACCUGCGACGGCAAGACCGAGAAGCAAUCUCCCUGGGGUCUUGCUCGUAUCUCCCACCGAAACACCCUGAACUUCGGUACCUUCAACAAGUACCUCUACACCGAGACCGGUGGUGAGGGCGUUGAUGCCUACGUCAUUGACACCGGCACCAACAUUGACCACGUCGACUUUGAGGGUCGAGCUCACUGGGGCGCGACCAUUCCCACCGGCGAUGCCGAUGAGGAUGGCAACGGUCACGGCACUCACUGCUCUGGCACCAUCGCCGGUCAGAAGUACGGUGUUGCCAAGAAGGCCCAGGUCUACGCCGUCAAGGUCCUCCGAUCCAACGGAUCUGGCUCCAUGUCCGAUGUCGUCAAGGGUGUCGAGUUCGCUGCCACCAGCCAUCUUGAGCAGGUCAAGGCUGCCAAGAAGGGCGACCGCAAGGGCUUCAAGGGCUCUGUUGCCAACAUGUCUCUGGGCGGUGGCAAGACCCAGGCCCUCGAUGCCGCUGUCAACGCCGCUGUCCGCACUGGCGUUCACUUCGCUGUUGCUGCCGGUAACGACAACGCCGAUGCUUGCAACUACUCUCCCGCUGCCGCCGUCGAGCCCGUCACCGUUGGCGCUUCUGCUCUUGAUGACUCGCGUGCCUACUUCUCCAACUACGGCAAGUGCACUGACAUCUUCGCCCCCGGCCUGAACAUCCAGUCCACCUGGAUUGGCUCCAAGUAUGCCGUCAACACUAUCUCCGGUACCUCGAUGGCCUCCCCUCACAUCGCCGGUCUCCUGGCCUACUACCUGUCUCUCCAGCCCGCGGAGGACUCCGAGUACGCUGUUGCUUCCAUCACCCCCAAGGAGUUGAAGGACAGCCUCGUCUCUAUCGCUACCCAGGGCACUCUGUCCGGUAUUCCUGACGAUACCCCCAACCUGUUGGCCUGGAACGGUGGUGGCUGCAGCAACUUCUCCCAGAUUGUUGCCGCUGGUGGCUACAAGGCUACCGCUAAGGAUGUCCCUUCCUUCGUUGAUGAUCUCGAGGCCAACAUCGAGGACGACUUCGAGGUUGUCUCUGGCAAGAUCGUCAAGACUGCCAAGAAGUUCGGCAACAAGGCUGAGAAGUUCUCCAAGAAGAUCCACGAUCUCGUCGACGAGGAGAUUGAGCAGUUCCUCUCGGAGAUCUCUCUGUAAGAUCAUCAAUAGGAUCAUCAUCAUUGGUGUAUUGGUUAUGCAUUUUCGCUGGGAUUGCGGACGGGGAUUCGGUCGCUGGGUUUCGUUUUGGGUAACAAUUGAUAUGAAUUAGGGCGUAGACUAUUGACAUUUCUUGUCGUCAUCGUCAUUGCGUCGUGUCCUUGGUGGCUUGACUUGGGCCACUGAGAUUGGUU
Messenger RNA from Ilyonectria robusta, 2062 nucleotides. Its product is annotated as subtilisin-like protease. Gene Ontology annotation, biological process: proteolysis. NCBI's taxonomy places the organism in Eukaryota, Fungi, Ascomycota, Sordariomycetes, Hypocreales, Nectriaceae. Bases 267 to 1868 code for a protein of 533 amino acids. The transcript has 2 exons. Gene Ontology annotation, molecular function: serine-type endopeptidase activity. The record is from RefSeq and is a predicted model, not a curated record.